Molecule: messenger RNA, 2050 nt
Organism: Peromyscus maniculatus bairdii (prairie deer mouse)
Lineage: Eukaryota; Metazoa; Chordata; Mammalia; Rodentia; Cricetidae
Gene: Tbx2
Product: T-box transcription factor 2
Biological process (GO): positive regulation of DNA-templated transcription; cell fate specification; regulation of transcription by RNA polymerase II
Cellular component (GO): nucleus; chromatin
Molecular function (GO): DNA-binding transcription factor activity, RNA polymerase II-specific; RNA polymerase II cis-regulatory region sequence-specific DNA binding
Source: RefSeq, a predicted model, not a curated record
ACGUCUCGGCACUCGGCCCGCACCCGCCCGCCGCGCAUCUGCGCUCGCUCAAGAGCCUGGAACCCGAGGACGAGGUGGAGGACGACCCCAAGGUGACGCUGGAGGCCAAGGAGCUGUGGGACCAGUUCCACAAGCUGGGCACCGAGAUGGUCAUCACCAAGUCCGGGAGGCGGAUGUUCCCCCCCUUCAAGGUGCGAGUCAGCGGCCUGGACAAGAAGGCCAAGUACAUCCUGCUGAUGGACAUUGUGGCUGCCGAUGACUGCCGCUAUAAGUUCCACAACUCACGGUGGAUGGUGGCAGGCAAGGCCGACCCGGAGAUGCCCAAACGCAUGUACAUUCAUCCGGACAGCCCGGCCACGGGGGAGCAGUGGAUGGCCAAGCCUGUGGCUUUCCACAAGCUGAAGCUGACCAACAACAUUUCUGACAAGCAUGGCUUUACCAUCCUGAACUCCAUGCACAAGUACCAGCCUCGCUUCCACAUCGUCAGAGCCAAUGACAUCCUGAAGCUCCCAUACAGCACCUUCCGUACCUACGUCUUCCCAGAGACUGACUUCAUAGCUGUCACUGCCUACCAGAACGACAAGAUUACACAGCUGAAGAUCGACAACAACCCCUUUGCCAAGGGCUUCCGGGACACCGGGAACGGCCGUCGGGAGAAAAGGAAGCAGCUCACUCUGCCGACUCUCCGCUUGUAUGAGGAACACUGCAAGCCCGAGCGUGACCGUGACGGCGCCGAGUCCGAUGCCUCGUCCUGCGACCCUCCGCCUGCGCGAGAACCACCGCCCUCCCCCAGCGCAGCGCCCAGUCCCCUGCGCCUGCACCGGGCCCGAGCCGAGGAGAAGCCCUGCGCAGCCGACAGCGACCCUGAGCCGGAGCGCCCGGGCGGUGAGGAGCGCUCAGCAGCGCCCCUCGGCCGCAGCCCUACGCGGGACGCCAGCCCCGCUCGCUUGACCGAACCCGAACGCGCCCGGGAGCGGCGCAGCCCGGAGAGGGGCAGCAAGGAACCGACGGAGGGCGGUGGGGACGGCCCCUUUGGCCUGCGGAGCCUGGAGAAGGAACGCGCCGAGGCCCGGAGGAAGGACGAGGGGCGCAAGGAUGCGGGCGAGGGCAAGGAGCCUAGCUUGGCGCCGCUGGUGGUGCAGACAGACAGUGUAUCGCCACUGGGUGCGGGCCACCUGCCUGGCCUGGCCUUCUCCAGCCACCUGCACGGGCAGCAGUUCUUUGGGCCGCUGGGAGCUGGCCAGCCUCUUUUCCUGCACCCAGGACAAUUCGCUAUGGGCCCCGGAGCCUUCUCCGCCAUGGGCAUGGGUCAUCUGCUAGCCUCGGUGGCAGGAGGCGGCGGCAGUGGCGGAGGCGCUGGGCCCGGAACCCCCGCGGGGCUGGACGCAGGCGGGCUGGGUCCCGCAGCCAGCGCAGCAAGCACCGCGGCGCCCUUCCCGUUCCACCUCUCCCAGCACAUGCUGGCAUCUCAGGGAAUCCCAAUGCCCACUUUCGGAGGCCUCUUCCCCUAUCCCUACACUUACAUGGCAGCAGCGGCCGCCGCCGCCUCCGCUUUACCCGCCACCAGCGCCGCCGCUGCCGCCGCCGCCGCCGCCGCCGGUUCCCUAUCCCGGAGCCCAUUCCUGGGCAGUGCCCGGCCCCGCCUGCGCUUCAGCCCCUACCAGAUCCCGGUCACCAUCCCACCUAGCACCAGCCUCCUUACCACCGGGCUGGUUGCGGAGGGCUCCAAGGCUGCGGGUGGCAACAGCCGUGAGCCCAGCCCGCUGCCUGAGCUGGCUCUCCGAAAAGUGGGGGGCCCAUCCCGUGGGGCCCUCUCGCCCAGUGGCUCAGCCAAAGAGGUGGCCAGUGAACUGCAGAGCAUCCAGAGACUGGUGAGUGGGCUGGAGAACCAGCGAGCCCUCUCCCCAGGCCGGGAGUCGCCCAAGUGAGGGGGGCUGCUUGGCUGCUGCGCUACCACACGAGUCUCCCCGGGCUGGGCUGCCUGCCUCGACUGCUCGGGACGUGUACAGCACAGAAUGGGUAUUUAUUUAAAUAAAGGAGCAAAAGCAGG